Messenger RNA from Passer domesticus (house sparrow), 2622 nucleotides. RefSeq names its product NAD kinase 2, mitochondrial (gene NADK2). Gene Ontology annotation, biological process: NADP+ biosynthetic process; NAD+ metabolic process. Gene Ontology annotation, molecular function: NAD+ kinase activity. The transcript has 12 exons. The record is from RefSeq and is a predicted model, not a curated record. The coding region runs from base 149 to 1573 and encodes 474 amino acids. Gene Ontology annotation, cellular component: mitochondrion. NCBI's taxonomy places the organism in Eukaryota, Metazoa, Chordata, Aves, Passeriformes, Passeridae.
UCGCUAUUGGCGGGGCCGGCGGCUGCGCGCGGGGAGGGCGGGGCGGCGGGCGCGGCCGGGCCAUGUGUGCCGGGCGCCGCCGCAGAGCGGCCGCAGCCGCCGCCGGCAGCGCCGCGCCCGCCCCGGGGAGCGGCGCACAGCCCGGGAGAUGUUCUUCUCUUGCGGCUUCCCCUGUGGCCGCCUCCGCCUCGCUGGCCGGGCGGCAGCUCGCCGCUCCGCGCUGCUCUGCCAGCGGACUGCGGCUUCCUCCGCCCCUCCGGGGCUGCCGCUGCUCGGCGGCGCCCACCGGCGCCUGCUCGCGCUCGGCGGGCUGAGCCCCUCCGCGGCGGCAGCGGCCGGGCGGGGGGCGGCGGGCGCCGCGCCGUGCGGGCCGGGGGCGGCGGGGGGCGGGUUCCGGCCGUCGCGGGUGGUGGUGGUGGUGAAGACGACGCGGUACGAGUUCGAGCAGCAGCGGUACCGCUACGCCGGGCUCUCUGAGGAGGACCUGAAGCAGCUGCUUGCCUUGAAGGGAUCUAACUAUGCUGGUCUGCUGGAACGGCAUCGCAUUCAUACAAAAAACGUGGAGCAUGUGGUGGACAGCUUACGGAAUGAAAGGAUAGAAGUUCGUCUUGUUAAGCGUCGAGAGUAUAAUGAGGAGACAGUUCGGUGGGCAGAUGCUGUUAUAUCAGCAGGAGGUGAUGGUACAAUGUUGUUGGCAGCCAGUAAGGUUUUUGAUAAAUUUAAACCAGUCAUCGGAAUAAAUACUGAUCCUGAAAGAUCAGAAGGUCACCUGUGCUUGCCUGUGAGAUACACAUACUCAUUUCCUGAAGCACUGCAGAAGCUUUAUCGUGGUGAGUUCAGGUGGCAGUGGCGGCAAAGAAUCCGACUAUAUCUUGAAGGAACUGGGAUUAACACAACCCCAGUGGAUUUACAUGAACAGCAGCUAAGCCAAGAGCAACACAGCAGGGCUCACAUAAAUGAAAGAUUCCAGGAUCAAAGAUCUGACAUUUCUGGCCCACAUCUUUUACCAGUGAGAGCACUCAAUGAAGUCUUCAUUGGGGAAUCUCUUUCAUCCAGGGAGAACUUUAAGUCCUGCAAACCCAGUUUUAAAUUCUCGCUUCAUAGGGCCUCCUAUUAUGAAAUAUCAGUUGAUGAUGGUCCUUGGGAGAAACAGAAGAGUUCAGGGCUUAAUGUGUGUACUGGAACAGGAUCAAAAGCAUGGUCCUAUAAUAUUAACAAGGUUGCACAUCAAGCUAUUGAAGAGAUCCUUAAGAUCGCGAAAAAGCACGGAAGUUUGAAUAUGCCAUUGAACACGGAACUGGUACAGAAAGUAACAAAUGAUUACAAUGAGUCUCUGCUCUACAGUCCAGAGGAACCAAAGAUGUUUUUCAGUGUUCGAGAGCCUAUUGUAAACAGAGUCUUCUCAAGUAGCCGUCAGCGUGGCUUCUCUUCAAAAGUCUGUGUCCGUUCCCGUUGUUGGGAUGCUUGUAUGGUUGUAGAUGGAGGAACAUCUUUUGAGUUCAAUGAUGGGGCAAUAGCUUCAAUAUUGAUUGACACAGAAGAUUCACUGUGCACUGUUCUGCUGGAAGAAUGAAGGACCCUGAUGUCUUUUGCUGAAACAUUUAUGGAUCCAUAGAGGGAAAACCAUGGGGAUAUCACAAUGCUGCAUUAUAUUGGAAGUUGGCCUUUUCGGAUGCAAGAGCAUUUGGAGGAAGCUUGAAAUGCUUUUCAUUCCUUUGGGUUGGGGAAUCAUUAGCCUGAUAUUUAAGCUUUUUUUGCAUCUAGUGUAAAUGUCUGAAGUGUUACCUCUAACUUCAGUGAGAAUUGACAUUUUAACUUGUAAGGCAAACAUGAAAGCUUUGUAAACACAGGUAAAUGGGUUCAAGUAUUAAGUCAGUAGUAUUAAAUAUUCAGAUGUACAGUUUUUUAGUAACAGUCUGGGACUGAUAAAACUAAAUACUUCAUACAUACACUUUUGUAGAAAAGUUGACUGUCAAACUAGCAAUUUGAUGCAAGGAUAUAUAGAUUUUGGUAAACCAUUAUGUUGAUGUAAAAGAAAUGAAAAUACAAAUCUUUUGUAUGCUUUUCAAAAAUUGUACAACUUUGUAGUUUCAUACAACUUGUGACAAUUUUUUUUGUUCUUCCAGUAUUUUUUCUACUUUGUAGACUUACAUCAAGAGUAUAAGUCUGGUUUAGUACAUCUUUAAUGAGGUAGCUUUUAGUUUUUCUGUUUGGCUAGAUAGGGACUUGAAAUCCAAAGGUUUUCUUGAGCCCUUUAUGAAGAAUAUACAAAUUACAGAAAUCAUGUUGUAGUGGGGUAUAUUCCUUCACUGAAUGGAUUAACUGGUAAGCAGAUGAUCAGAACACUAGUGUAUGUAAGUGGCUAUCAUUAAGACAUAUAUUUGGCCUUAUUUAGUUGAAUGUUUGGAAUUUUAGGUUUUGAAUUUCUUAUAUUUCCAGAAGAAUGAGAUAUGCUGGGUAUUAGGAGUUAGAGUGCAAGCUAAUACUAUGUCUUCCAGUUUUCCCAGCAUGUUUUUACCUUCUCCAGAAAAUUUAAAUUCCCAAUCCUAUGUUGAAUUCUGUUGAUAUGUAAAUGACAACAAAUCACAUGUCUCUGCUCAUGUUAGGUAAUCAAGUUGAUAA